CGACCUUCGUUGCUAAGAAAUCAGCAACAGUUUACAAAUAUGUCCACUUGAUAAUCUGAGCUGAACCCAAUGGCGGAGAUUGAUAAUUUAUUGUCUGUUACUGUCCGGCUCGCAUACGUUUUGCUCUUCAUCUCCGUUGUUCACACGGAAAAUACUGUCGUUUUCCAGCCGUCUUUUCUCACUACAACCGGACCAGCGGUCAGUGUAUUUCUGUUGGGAAACAGCUCGGACAUCUCUCUGAAUGUGAGGACAGUGUCUCCAUCCAGCAUUACAGGCAGCGCUGGUUCUCCAUCAUGUGUCGCUGAGGCAACACAGUGGCUGCUCACAAGGGAGCUGCUGGGAAAGACUGCAGUUCGAGUUCAGCUGAGACUGAAUCACAGUUUGCGUUUGUGUGGUGAGAACGAUACAAACACUGACUGCUGUCCAAAGCCACUGUGUGUCCUGGAAACCCUUCAGGUGUCUGCUUGUAAGGACGGUACACCUCAGGCCUCACUGCUGAUCCAAGCCAGGAUACAUGCCCUGUUGUCUCCAACUAACAGUGGAUCUGACAAUAAAACAGUCAUUCCAAACCAAGUGUACCAACCAUUGGGCUCCUGUCCCUGUGAUCUAACAUUCAGAGCGUGUGAUGUACGCUGCUGCUGUGACAAGGACUGUUCCAGUGAAGAUCUGAAGCUGUUUUUGGCUGAUUGUCUGCCGGGGCCCUUUGGUGGAUAUGUUUCACCUGCUCCAGAUUAUCAGUGUUCUGUGCAGGCCUCUGAAAACUCCCCAGAUUGGUUUCCAUUUUUAUGUGUCCACUCUCCUCCUGAAAACAACCCUUACCUUGGUCUCUUUUACCAAGGGCACACAAUUGCAUCAAAUCCUGGGCCGUCCUUCCAAAGACCUGUUUUGUCAGCUCCGGUGCCAGUUAAUGGCUAUAUUCAAGGGAGUCCAAUUUUAACACUAAGUGAAGAGUACUUUACUAUCCCCCAGAAAGUCCUCGGCCGGUGUGCAAACACUGCUCCUGUAGCUUUUUUGAAAAAUUUCAAGGUUGAGUGUGUGUCCCUGCUACGCUCCUGUCCAACCGAAUCUCCCUUACUGACACUACCGACAGAUUUGAGCAUUAAAGUGAAGAAUGGACAAGGGGGUGAUGUCGUGGUGGAUGUUGUCGAUGAAGUGGCUACUGACUUGAGUCCAUUUAUUUCCAAAGAAGACACAGCUGCCUCUUCAGAUGAGAGGCUGGUAUGUGAAAAUGUGAGCUUAGUCCUGGAUUACAAAUUCUACUGGGAAGGAAAUGGCAUCUCAGGGGUCACACUGACACGCACUGUUGGAACAAUCGCCUUUAAUGGAAGUGUGGCACUAACUACAAGGUAUUCUGCCGUGUUCCUAAAUGGAGAAUUCAUGGGGGAACCCAACUCAGGGAACCCAGGUUAUCAGGUGGGAAGGCCUGUUAUUGCUGGAAUUGAGGACACUUCAGACAAUAAUACAGGCUUAAUUCAGAGGACAUCAAUCAAUCUUUGGAAACCAGUGAGCGAUGGACUCUGUUCCACUGCUGAGAAGAAACCAGUUCUAUUGGGGGAGAAUUCAACAUCAGGAUGUUUGCUGCCUGUCAGCCGCCAGAAUCUGACUGAAUGUAAUCUCCUCAGAGAGACAGUUACUGCUCUGCAGGAUGCUCUGACUGCAGCCACAUUUGUGGCAAGGAUUGGGAACCCAGACCUUUCCGCUCUGACAGACUGGGUGAACAUAAGCUUUGUGAGACUGAACUCAAGCACAACUACAGAAGACAGUGGGAGUGCAUGCUCUGGAAUUCCAUCUUAUCAGCAUAUCCAUGUUUGGAGCCUUGUCACCAGCAUGGUAGACGGCAUACCUCAAAGAGAAAUCCGUGCUUUGGAAGUCCGCUAUGGUCUGACUACCUGGGCACUGGAAUGUGGAGGAGGUGCUGUGUCUUCAUGUGUGGACCCAGAGGAGACUCAGUUGUUCCCCAUCACCUCCUCUGUCACCUUUACUAACAUUCCAAUCAACACAGGACCACCAAAAACCAGGUUUCAGAUCAACUUUACAGAAUAUGACUGUAGCAGGAAUGAUGUGUGUUGGCCCGAGCUCGCAUUUCCUGUCACCAAGUAUUACACAGGUGAGCCAUACUCUCAGUCAUUGGCUAAGGGCAUCAUUUUGGUUUUCUUCUUUGUUACUGCCUCAAUUCUUGGAACUCCAUGGAGACAAAUCAGACAAGUGUGGAACAGUGCUGUGCUUUAACACUUUGAAAACUGAGAAAAUAUUCUGAAAAACAUAGAGGAAGAUGCACACAGAGAAUGGAAGAGUGAAAUGAUGAUGUAUUUAAAUGUCACUGAAGUGUAAUUGCACCUUUUUCCACCAGACGUAGUAUGUAAUAAUACAGUUUUUACAUGUGUAUAAUUUGAUUGUGGGGAUGUAAAUGCUUGUUUUUGAGCACCAUUUUUGCAAUAAAAAUAUUUUUGAUAUUA
Molecule: messenger RNA, 2456 nt
Organism: Amphiprion ocellaris (clown anemonefish)
Lineage: Eukaryota; Metazoa; Chordata; Actinopteri; Pomacentridae
Gene: tctn2
Product: tectonic family member 2
Exons: 18
Coding region: 70-2229 (719 amino acids)
Biological process (GO): protein localization to ciliary transition zone; smoothened signaling pathway; cilium assembly
Cellular component (GO): MKS complex
Source: RefSeq, a predicted model, not a curated record